AUGGUUCAAUUAGAAGAAAUAUACUUAGCCAAUAUUAUCUUAUUUUUGAAUGAUAUUAAGAGUGUAGAAACAUUUAGUAGUAUUAAUAAGAAAUGUUUUGAUGUGUUAAAUAUAGUUCGUAAAUCACCAUUAUUUAAAUAUGAUAAAAACAAAAUUAAAAGAAAAUGGCAAGUAAACUAUAUUGGUGUUAAACAAUUUAAACUCUUUCCUCAACUCCAAACAUUUGUUGUAGAGAAAGAAUUUGAUCAAUUUGACUUUGUUCCAUCAACUAUUAUGUAUUUAGAAUUUAAAGAAAGAGAAACACCACUACCAAAACACAUUUUAAAUAAAUUAAAGAAUAAAAUUAGUCAAUACAGCUUCAUUGAUGAAGAAAUACCAAGUAGUUUAAAAGAAUAUCCCUCUUUAAAGAGAUUAGUUUUAAGGCCAAUUGGAUGGUUAUCAUUAUCUCAGUUAUUUAUAGAUAAGUCACAUAGAAUUGAGUUGUUAGAAUAUUCAUCAUAUAGAGGGGAUAUAGACAUUAAUUUUUUAAAGGAAAUAGAUGAAUAUAAUAUAGAAAAUGUUGUAAUUGACAUAUCAACGAGUUAUAGAUUAUAUAAUGUUAUUUCUCAAUUAAAGUUAUCUUCAAAAAUUCAUUUAGUUUCAUCAUUUUGUAAUAAUGCUAGUGAUGGUUCUGUGAUUUGUACUUCUCAACCACUUAAAAUUUCAGUACAAUCUACUUCCUUAAUUAAUGAAUUAGUAAUGAAAAAUUACUAUCCUAAUAGUAUUAGAUUUACUUCUUCAAAUAAUCCAAUUCAUUUAGAUUUAUCACACUAUUAUUUUAUUAAAGAAAUUGAUGCUACAUUAUUGUCUAAAUAUACAUUCCAUUUCCCUUCUCAUUUAACUGCCUUAACUAUUGUUCAAUACAAUGCAAUUCAAUGUAAAUUACCAUCACUAAGAAAAUUAAGUUGUUGUGAAUUUAUUCCUUCAGAAUUUAUUACAAACUUAACUUUUUUAGAAACUAUAACACUCCCACAUUUUCCAAUUCUUUUAAACCUAAAAGAAUUAGGAAUUAGUGGAGGUUUAAAUGAUCAAGAGAUACUAAGUACAGUUACUUCAUUAACGUAUAUGAAUACUAUUGAAUUUGAUUCUCAAUAUCUUGUUUCAUUAAAAUAUCUCAAAACAAUUUCACAAAAAUUGCCUCCUUUAAAUAUUGAAGUAUUAGAUAUUGAUUGUAGCUCUUCUUCUGUUGAUUUAAUAAAUCAAAGUUACUUAACUAAACUUGUUAUUUGGAAUUUAGAACAACAACCAUUACUUCCAAAUACUCUAAAAUCACUUACUUUAAUAAAUGCCAAUUAUUCAGAAACAAUUCAUUUAGAUAAAUAUACUUCUGUGACAUCAUUAAUUAUUAGUGGGUCAACAUCAAUAUUAAUUGUUCCAUCUUUUCUUAAAGAACUUUACAUAAAUGAUUAUUUUGGGUCAAUAGUUAAUUGUCAUGAACUUCAUUUGAAGAGUUUUGGUAUUAGUGGUUAUGUUUCACCAGUUUUGGUUGAUAAAUUAAACAAACAAACCAACUAUUAA
Molecule: messenger RNA, 1557 nt
Organism: Entamoeba dispar SAW760
Lineage: Eukaryota; Evosea; Mastigamoebida; Endamoebidae
Exons: 1
Coding region: 1-1557 (518 amino acids)
Source: RefSeq, a predicted model, not a curated record